CACUACAGCCCUCUGCCACUGCAUUGCUACUAUAAGUACUCCGGUAUCGCUACCUCGCUCCACUGCCAUGGACGAAGUCAUGCCCCCGCGCUGGGAAACUGAGGGCCUCCGCCCACCGGAGCUACCCGGGGACCCUAUGGAGUUCCUCUCCCGCUCUUGGAGCGUCUCCGCCCUCGAGGUCUCGAAGGCCCUCGCGCCGAUGCCCCCGACACAGGGCAUGAUCCUAGAAGAGGACGCUGAAGAGCCCUCGACUGCCAUCGCCGGGAACCCCUUCUCCUUCGCCUCCUCCACUACCUCGCAGAUGAUUUUGGAGCGGAUAAUGUCGCAGUCGGAAGUGUCUCCUCUGACGUCUGGCCGGCUUUCUCACAGCAGCGGCCCUCUCAUCGGCGGAGGAUCGCUCUCCGAUAGCCCUCCAGUCUCCCCCUGUGAAAUGGAUGAGCUCAAGUCCUACCGGAGCAAUAAUACUCCUAAGCCUCAACACCACAGAGUAACCAGCAAGACGGUAGGAAGGUGGCUCAAAGACAGAAGGGAGAGGAAGAAAGAGGAGACUCGGGCACAGAAUGCACAGCUUCAUGCUGCAGUUUCAGUAGCCAGUGUUGCUGCAGCAGUUGCGGCUGUCGCAGCUGCAACUGCUGCCGCCUCAGGAUGUGGAAAAGAUGAUCGUGCUACUAGGAUUGAUAUGGCAGUCGCAUCAGCUGCCACUCUUGUUGCAUCACAAUGUGUGGAAGCUGCAGAGUUGAUGGGCGCAGAGCGUGAGCACCUGGCUUCUGUCGUCGGUUCUGCUGUUAACGUAAGGACUCCUGGAGAUAUUGUUACUCUCACUGCAGCUGCUGCGACGGCACUGAGAGGGGCAGCAACUUUGAAGGCAAGGGCACUCAAAGAUGCGUGGAACAUUGCUGCAGUGAUACCAGUGGAGAAGGGAACACUGAAUAAUCGCAACCAUCAACGCCAAAGCAAUCGACGAAAGGAACUAGAAAGCAAUGGCAGUGGCUUUAGUGAUGAGCUUAUUCCCGAGGAAGAUAACUUCUUAGGCAUUUGUAGCCAGGAAUUCCUUGCCAAGGGAACCGAUCUCCUAAAACGCACUCGAAAAGGUGUACUUCACUGGAAGAUAGUAUCGGUCUACAUUAAUAUAUUGGGUCAGGUGAUACUGAAGAUGAAGAGUAAGCAUAUUGCUGGAACUAUUACCAAAAAGAAAAAGAGUGUGAUCAUAGAUGUCUGCAAGGACAUCCAGGCAUGGCCAGGGCGGCACCUGCUGGAAGGUGGUGAGCUACGUCGGUACUUUGGCUUGCGGACAGCGGAGCACCGUGUCAUUGAAUUUGAGUGUUUGAACGAUAGGGACCAUGAGUUGUGGACACAUGGAGUAGCGAGGCUCCUCAGCAUUGUUAAUGAGAAGAAGAACCUGAUCUGACUUUGGCAGCUGCUGCCGACACUUACCAGAUCUAGCACCAGAUCUGAGAAGAGAAGGCUGUGCAUGACCCACUUGAAUUAAUUGAGAAGCUGGAUAAGAAUGAUUACAAUCAGAUAAUGUCUGUGAAGAAGAGGGUUCUCCAUUUGUAAAGUCUCAGACUCUCAGAUAUGAUUUAGACCUCAAUCAAUUGGAUGUUUGCUUAUUAGGUAUUUUUGCUCUAAAGUUGUGGAAUAUUUGGUGCAUAUAUAUGCUUCUUCUUCCAGGGAAAAAGGAACCAGAUCAGAAUCUUAAGAAACAAGAAAACACUUGAGGCUGGUGAUUCACAUAGCACGAUAACAACAGCGCCAGAAUUGGUCGGAGUGGGAAAACUACUGAAGAUUACGAAUCCCUCGCAUGCUUUAACUUUUCCUAGACAUGUAUAGAUUUAGAUAGAAGGUUCAAUGUCUCAUGCGCUGGGAAUAUUGUUUAUAGCUUUUUUUGCUUUUGGAAUGAUCGAAUGUAUGACUCUUUGAAGCAGUGGUCCUUACUCCUUACAUAAAAGCUUCAGGCAGUAUUUGGAUUUUUCAA
Messenger RNA from Zingiber officinale, 1975 nucleotides. RefSeq names its product VAN3-binding protein-like. The record is from RefSeq and is a predicted model, not a curated record. The transcript is spliced from 7 exons. Bases 68 to 1408 code for a protein of 446 amino acids. Gene Ontology annotation, biological process: phloem or xylem histogenesis; leaf vascular tissue pattern formation; auxin-activated signaling pathway. Lineage: Eukaryota; Viridiplantae; Streptophyta; Magnoliopsida; Zingiberales; Zingiberaceae.